Molecule: messenger RNA, 723 nt
Organism: Stylophora pistillata
Lineage: Eukaryota; Metazoa; Cnidaria; Anthozoa; Scleractinia; Pocilloporidae
Biological process (GO): regulation of apoptotic process; signal transduction
Molecular function (GO): protein binding
Source: RefSeq, a predicted model, not a curated record
AUGCCUAUGGUACUUCUCAUUAAAGUUGAAAAGGCAGAAGCUCUCUCUGAACUGGAGGAAAAGAAAGAGGACAUCGAGAAAUUGAGAGAGAAACUUUCAGUUAGGAAGGAAGAGGUUAAAAAAUUAAAGGAAGACACUACAAGAGAAAAUGAUCAUCAGCAAAGAGUCGUCACUUCACAGGAUAUCCAGAAAAUCGUUGAUGACGUAGACGAUAUAACGAGGGAUUUGGUCGCUUCCCUUCGUAUGCCAACGCCCCUUGGUAGAAAUAUAGAAGAGGAGAAAACUAAAAAGCGCGACAGAAUUUGGGAGGUCCUUAUCAAAUGGAAAUACAGUAAAGGAUACAGAGCCACAUUGUCAACUCUAAAAGACGUCCUUCUAAAAUUAAACCAGACAAAGGCCGCAAUUAAACUGUCAGAAAUGGAAGAACUGAAUGAAGACGUGAAACACGCACGUGCACAGAGUGCGAAGUUAAGAGAUGACUGUGAUCAGCUAAAAGAGGAUUUAGAAAAGAAGAGCGAAGAACUUAAAAAUUGUUCGAAAGAACUGAAACAGUCACGCAGAGCUGCUAAAGAAAUGAAAACGAAGAAAAGGAUUUACGUACGUGCACAGAGCGCGAGGUCAAGAAAUAAACUUCAUCAGUUUAAUGAUAAUUUAGAAGAGGAGCAACGUGGACAUAAAACUGCUGGUAAGAAAAUUGAAAAGUGUGAAAAUAAACUUGCAUAG